AUGACUGGUAGUCAAUCUGAGAAUAAUACCUCCACAUCAUCAAACUCGUCGGAGGAUACAAAUAACGAGUCGCGUGAUGAAAAUAAAAGUGGCGCCGCGGAAGAAAAUGUGGUAGACACAAAUACAAAAUCAGACAACAACAAUAAAAAGGAAAAAAUGAAAGCCGACACUGAUGGACGCCGGAGUAGGGAAAAAUCAUCUUCAUCGAAGGAUGAAAAGAAAUCGCGUAGAAAGAAACAAGAAUCUAGUUCAGAAUCUUCUUCGUCGUCAUCGGAUUCUGACUCCUCAGAUUCGUCGAGUAGUUCCAGUGAUGGAGAAGUGUCUUCAAGUUCAGAUUCCUCUUCAUCGGGCAGUGAAAAGGGUAAAGGGAAGAAGGUGAGCAAAUCAAAGGAAAAAGGAGAGCGGAAGGAGGAAAAAGAUGUUGUGAAAAGUGUAGAGGAGAAUAAGGAUAAAGAGGAGGAGAAAACUGCAACAGAUAUUUCCAAGAAUGAUAGUCCCAAGGUAAAGGAGAAUGAUAAGAAGCCUUUAGAUGAUGACAAAGUGGAGGAAGUAACAAAACCGAGUCAAGAUGAAGUUCCUGAUCCAAAUGAUGCCGAGGAAGGUGAAAUAACAGAGACUAAAGAAACGGCAUCUUCACCACCACGAUCUCACUCUAAUAAUAAUAGAAGCCGUUCUAAGGAAAGACGUAGUGCUUCAAGGGACAGUAAAAGCCAUUCGGUUGACAAAAGAAGUCCCUCAAGAGAUAAAAGAAGUCGUUCAAAAUCUAGAAGUCCAUCAAAAUCCAAAAGAAAAUCAUCAAGAGAUGAUAGGAGUCAAUCUAGAUCUAAAAUGACCCCUUCAAGAGAUAAAAGAAGUCCCUCAAAGGAUGAUAGAAGUUCGACUAGAGCAAAAAGAAGUCCAUCAGGUGGUAACAAAAGUCGUUCAAGAUCUAAAAGUCCAUCAAGAGCGAAAAGAAGUCUCUCCCAAGAUAAAAGAAGUACCUCGAGAUCUAGACGUAGUUCAUCGAGGAACAGAAGAAGCUACUCCAGGGAUAGUCGAGACAAACGAAGCCCCUCCAAAGGUGAUGAAGAUCAAUUAAAACGCAAUCCUAAAUCAAGAACUAGCCGAAGUCGCAGUCGUUCCCGAAGACCCGAACGUAAACAACGUUCUCGAUCACCAAGACGUUCCCGCUCCCGUGAAAGAAGACAUGAACGACGUCGUUCACCCUCCUCAGAUUAUGAGUCCCGGCGACGUUCACGUCGUUCCGAGUCCAUUGAAAGAAGGCGGGAAGAACGAAAGCGACGCCAUGCUGAACGGGAUGAAAGGGAAAAAUCGAAACGUUCCCGACGUGAUGAUGAUGAGUCCUCCAAGUCAUCAGGCGCCAGGAGUGGUGAUAAUAAAGUAUCUGCAGAAAUGGAAAAAGAUAAAGAGAACGACAAUGCCACAGUUACUGAUCCCAAGGCCAAGAUUACGGAACGUCAAAGGAAAACCGUCGACAUAUUAACCUCACGUACCGGUGGUGCUUAUAUUCCGCCAGCCAAAUUGCGUAUGAUGCAGGCAGAAAUAACAGACAAAGCCUCGGCUGCCUAUCAGCGUAUAGCCUGGGAAGCUCUUAAGAAAUCCAUACAUGGUUACAUCAACAAAGUGAAUGUUGAUAAUAUUGCCAUUAUUACGCGGGAACUGCUCAAGGAGAAUAUCGUGCGCGGAAGAGGUUUACUGUGUCGUUCCAUAAUUCAGGCUCAAGCUGCAUCGCCAACCUUUACCCAUGUCUAUGCCGCUUUGGUUGCCAUUAUAAAUUCGAAAUUCCCCAAUAUUGGAGAGCUGCUACUGAAACGUUUGGUUAUACAAUUUAAGAGGGCUUUUCGUCGUAACGAUAAAACCGUGUGUUUAUCCUCAUCGCGUUUCAUUGCUCAUUUGGUAAAUCAACGAGUGGCCCACGAAAUUUUAGCUUUGGAAAUAUUAACACUACUCGUGGAAUCUCCCACAGAUGAUAGUGUUGAAGUGGCCAUAGCUUUUCUCAAAGAAUGUGGUAUGAAAUUGACGGAGGUGUCCUCCAAGGGUAUUGGAGCAAUCUUUGAAAUGCUCAAGAAUAUCCUGCAUGAAGGCAAGUUGGAUAAGCGGGUCCAGUAUAUGAUUGAAGUGGUAUUUCAAGUACGCAAGGAUGGCUUUAAAGAUCAUCAGUCGGUAAUUGAGUCGCUCGAAUUGGUGGAAGAAGAUGAUCAAUUUACCCAUUUACUAAUGUUGGAUGAUGCCACCUCACCCGAGGAUGUACUGAAUGCAUUUAAAUUCGAUGACCAGUAUGAGGCCAAUGAAGAGAAAUAUAAGGGACUGAGUAAAGAGAUUUUGGGCAGUGAUGCCUCAGACUCUGAUGAAUCCUCAGGUUCCGGCAGUGAUUCCGAUUCUGAAUCUUCCGAUUCGGAUGAUGACAAAAAUGAGGGCGAAGAUAAACCCACAGCUGGCGAUAUUAUUGAUAAUACCGAAACCAAUUUGAUUGCUUUGAGAAGAACCAUCUACUUGACCAUUAAUUCCAGUUUGGAUUAUGAGGAGUGUGCCCAUAAACUAAUGAAAAUGCAAUUGAAACCAGGACAAGAAAUUGAACUCUGCCACAUGUUUUUAGACUGUUGUGCAGAACAGCGAACCUAUGAGAAAUUCUAUGGCCUGCUGGCACAAAGAUUUUGCAAUAUCAAUAAAUCCUAUAUAGAACCAUUUGAGGAGAUCUUCAAGGACACCUAUCAGACAACACAUCGUUUGGACACAAAUCGUCUGAGGAAUGUCAGCAAAUUCUUUGCCCAUUUACUAUUUACCGAUGCCAUUAGUUGGGAUGUCCUCGAUUGUAUUCGACUCAAUGAGGAUGAUACAACUUCGUCGAGUCGUAUUUUUAUAAAAAUUCUAUUCCAAGAAUUGGCGGAAUAUAUGGGCCUUGGCCAGCUCAAUAAAAAACUUAAAGAUGAAGUUUUGGCUGAAAGUUUGACGGGACUAUUUCCCAAGGAUAAUCCCAGGAAUACACGAUUUUCCAUUAAUUUCUUUACCUCAAUUGGUUUGGGCGGUCUCACCGAUGAGCUGCGACAAUUUCUUAAGAAUGCUCCAAAGUCUGUGCCCGCCAUUAAUGCUGAAAUUUUAGCCAAUAAGCCAGUAAAUGUUUCAAAUUCUUCAUCUUCAACAUCCACAUCGUCGUCUAGUUCCUCAGCUUCGGAAUCUUCUUCAUCGUCAUCCUCCUCCUCAAGCUCUAGUGAUUCCUCAUCGGAUUCGGAUUCUUCAAGUGAUGAUUCGGAAACGGAUAAGAAAAAACGUAAAGGUAAAACUCGGAAAUCCAAAAAGAAGAAAUCCUCAAAUAAAAAGAAGAAGAAAAGCGAAAAAUCCAAAAGUAAAAAAGACUCCAAGAAGAAAAAGACAAAGAAAAGGAAAUCCAAGAAAAACAAUUCUUCUUCCGACGAGAGUGACCAGUCGUCGAAAAGCGAAAGCAGUAGCUCUGAAUCCAAAUCCUCAGCUAGUUCAUCCGAUUCCGAACAAAGUGAUGAUGGAAAACGCAAGAAACAAAAGAAGAAGAACGACACAAAAUCCAAAUCAAGAGAUAAGACUAACAAAAAAUCCAAAAGAUCUGACUCGGAAGAUAUUGAAAAUGAACGCGAUAUUAAACGUAAAAAAAGAGAAGACUACGAAAAUGAUAUUCCCAAAAACAAACAAAGAAACGUGGAGGCAGAAGAAGAAUAUUCCUCAAAGCAGAAUGGUGGCAGGGAACGUAGAAACGAUUAUCGUGAGAAACGUGAAAUUCCUCAACGUCGGAAUAGUGAAAUCGAAAGGCGCCGAGAAGAGCGCGAAAAACGACAUCGUGAACGAAUUCCCUCACGUUCCAGAUCAAGAUCGAGAGGGAGUGGACGAGGAGGAGGUGGAGGACGUAGAGGCGAGGAUCGUGAUCGUCGUGAUACAAAUGGACGUAGCGAAAGAAAAGAUCGUGAGCGGGAUAGGGAUAGAGAUUCAGAUCGUCGUCGUUAUCGCAAAGAUGAGGAUCGUAGCCGAAGCCGAGAUCGGAAUGAAAAACGUGAACGUGAAUAUUCACGUUCGAAAUUACGAAAUACUUCAAAGGAACGUGGAUAA
This is a messenger RNA of Musca vetustissima, 4074 nucleotides long. RefSeq names its product pre-mRNA-splicing factor CWC22 homolog. Bases 1 to 4074 code for a protein of 1357 amino acids. The transcript has 2 exons. Gene Ontology annotation, biological process: mRNA splicing, via spliceosome. Gene Ontology annotation, cellular component: catalytic step 2 spliceosome. Lineage: Eukaryota; Metazoa; Arthropoda; Insecta; Diptera; Muscidae. Gene Ontology annotation, molecular function: RNA binding; protein binding. The record is from RefSeq and is a predicted model, not a curated record.